CCGGUUUUGUUUAAUGGGAUUCAGUUACGGAGACACCCCCUUCACGAACGGGUGACGAUUGCUGGACAACUGGUUUUGGCUACCCUUUUGGGACUGAAAUGGGCUUGAUUUACACAGAUCAAGCAGCUGGGAUCUGAAAGAUUCCUGCAGCCGUAGCUAUCUCUGCAGAAAGCUAGACCUGCUAUCGUCGACUGAGGCUACGCCUUUUGGCUGUCAUCAUCAGCGCAGGACCAGCAAUUUCAGGCGUGCAACAGAUGCCAUGUGCAAUGUCGAUGCUCACUGAGGCCGCGAGAAGCUUGGAUUGUAACUCGCUGUGUCACUCAACGAUCAACUAAUCAAAUUAUCAAGUGACUUUUCAGAAAUUAUCCUCUGCUGUUCCACUCACGUACACCUUGACUUGUGGGUCUGCUGUUAAAAACUUCGGUGGAGCUGGUACUGGCGUUCUUCUAGGCUGAUUGGGAGGCCUGAAAAAAAUAUGAUCUUCGACCACUGGAAGACUGAAGUUAACGAUCGUGUCCCGCCGCGGUAUGGCCGCCGUAAUCGUUGCCCUGGCCGCCGUUCUGGUGAGCAGCGCCGGUGCAGAGUUUGACGCGGAACUGGAUGAAGGAUAUCUGCCGUUUACAAAGGAAAAGGCACCUCUGCAGGAGGAUGCCAAAAAUAUUAGAGUUGAACGCUCCCCAGCAAAACUCUUUGAAACUGAGGAGAUGGACAUGUUAGAAAAGUUGCCCAUUGAGGAGUGGGACAGGUCGAGACAUCGCAGGCAAGCGGAGAAUGAAGCGGGACCCUCCCUGACGCCCAGUGUAUUUACGGACUUAGAGGGAUCGGGAACUGAGGAACCAAUCGGCAGUGGUACAGAGCCCCCAACUGCUGCCGUGGCAUACUACCGGAUUCGUCUCUUGAUCAUGAACGUGAAAUAUACACUGGACCUGGGCAACCGGCUGUCUGUGGCCUUUGACGAUCUGGCCAAAUCUAUCUCCUCAAGGGUGGAAGCCAUUUAUACAGAAAUCCCUGGCCCACAAUUUGUCACAGUCCUUCAGUUUAUACCCCGCGAGGAUGGUUACAUUGAAGCCCAGUUUGACCUAGGGUCAGAGGUUGUGUACAGCGAGUACACGCUACGUAGAGCCCUGGAAAGUAAAAUAAUGGGAGGCCAGUUGGGACAGCUGCAAGUUUCUCCCGAUCUCUUGGAGUUUUCCCCGGUCAGCAUCCCUUCGACAACAACGCAACCAGUCACAGAGACCUCCCCUCCGGCCGUAAGGACGCCACCGCCACAACCGACACUCCCAACGUUGCCCCCGAAGCCGUCCUUCUGCCGUGGGGACAGUGACUUCCAAUGCAGCAGUGGUGAGUGCAUCGCCCUGGAGCUGCUCUGCAAUGGCCGCUACGACUGCAACGACCUCUCGGAUGAGCGGGCCUGCCUGUCUGGUGCACCUUGCCGCUUUACAGAGCGCUACUGUGAUGAUGGGCUGUGCUUCAAUGCCAAGCUACUCUGUGAUGGGAUACCGCACUGCUGGGACGGAUCGGACGAAAAGCCAUCAGUUUGUGGAACUGAUGAGACCCCGCCAGAGGUUAUUGAUUGCCCAUUCAGGGUUGCCGGCUUUGCGCUGCCGGGCCAGGACACAGGAAUAGGUACCUGGACCGAGCCCACAGCGAUCGACGACAGUGGGGAACCGGUCAGGGUCGCCCGGACCCAUGCCCCGAACACGCUCUUCCCCAUAGGGCAGACGCCGGUCUCAUACUUUUUCACCGACACCAGCGGAAACCGGGCCGAGUGUACAUUUACGGUUUCCAUCAGAGCAGCAGAGGAUGAGACACCUCCAGUGGUCAACAACUGUCCCAUUCAGGUUGGUGGGACCGUGGAAGUGGGUGAAACGGAAGGGUUUGUAACCUGGAAGGAGCCCACGGCAAGGGAUAACGACGGCAAACAGGUGCGCGUCAACACAACGCACACGCCCUCAACGCCGUUCCCUAUUGGACGGACCACGGUCCGGUACCUUUUCACCGACUCGAGUGGGAACCAAGCCGAGUGCACUUUUGUUGUGAACAUGGUGCAAGAGGAAGACAGGACACCACCCGUAAUUACCGGUUGUCCGCAACGAGUUGUUGGCUCAGCCAGCCCUGGUGAAAGCAGGGCGGUUGCGACAUGGGACGAGCCCACGGCCAAGGAUAAUGGGGGACAGGUGCGUGUGGGACGCACCCACCUCCCGUCCACGUACUUCAUGCUGGGUCCGACCAGAGUCACGUAUAUCUUCACUGACAACAGCGGGAACCAGGCGGUUUGCGAAUUCGAUGUUGAGAUUGUGCAAGAGGAAGACAGGACGCCGCCCGAAAUCGUCGGUUGUCCACGCAACGUGUUUGGCAUUGCGCGCCCCGGUGAAACUGAAGGGAUAGCCACGUGGGAUGAGCCCACAGCCCGAGACGAUGGCGGAGAAGUACGCGUGGCCCGCACCCACGCCCCUUCGUCGAGGUUCGCACUGGGUCCGACCAGAGUCGUGUACUACUUCACUGACCCUAGCGGGAACCGGGCAACUUGUGAAUUUGUUGUUCAGAUUCGGCAAGAGGUGGACAGGACACCGCCCGAAAUCAUUGGUUGUCCGCGCAAUGUAUUUGGCUUUGCGAGCCCCGGUGAGAGUGAAGGAGUGGCAACGUGGGAUGAACCUGUAGCCCGAGACGAUGGCGGAGAGGUACGUGUGGCCCGCACCCACGCCCCCUCCUCGAGGUUUGCACUGGGUCCGACCAGAGUCGUGUAUUACUUCACUGACCCUAGCGGGAACCGGGCAACCUGUGAUUUCGUUGUUCAGAUUCAACAAGCCGAGGACAACACCCCGCCAGUGAUCACUGGUUGCCUCGACGACAUAUUUGAGACCCUCGAGCCCGGGGCGAUUGACAAAACUGUAUCAUGGGUGGAGCCCACGGCCUCCGAUGACAGCCAGAAGCCAGUGGAAGUCUUACAGACCCACUGGCCGGACUCGUCACGGUUUGAGCUGGGCAAGAGCAAAGUCAAGUAUAUCUUUGCAGACUCGAGCGGCAACACCGCGUCCUGUUUCUUCUUCGUGAUUAUCACGAGAGCUGUCACCCCUUCUCCGCUCCCUACAACAACGACCACCGAGGGCCCUCAACGUUGCUUGCCAACUCAGGCAACCUGUCAAAACGGCGAGUGCAUACCGCUCCAGUACCGUUGUGAUGGAGCUCUGGAUUGUAGUGAUGGCUCUGAUGAACAAAGCUGUCCUUCGGUUGGUUGCGAGCCUAACGAGUACCGGUGUGCCAGCGGUUUCUGCAUCCAGAAGAUCUGGGUCUGUGACGGUGAUUUUGAUUGUGAAGAUGGAAGUGAAGAACUGAAUUGCCCCGUGGCCCCGCCUGGUGCCCCAUGUUCCUCCACCGAGUUCCAGUGUUUGAACACGGUCACCACGCAGUGCAUCCCCAAGGCAUACCAGUGCGACAACGACUUUGACUGCGAGGACCGUUCAGACGAGAUCGCAUGCUCCCCACCCCAGGUGACACAGUCUCCUUUCACGCCCAUGACCGUCACAGAGGGUGCAACGGUCGUCCUGACCUGCAUCGCACUCGGCAACCCGGUUCCCAUCAUCUCCUGGCGGUUCAACUGGGGUCCGCUUCCAGAUCCGUCAAAGGUUGUGGUGGUGAGUGAGAACGGCCGAGGCACGUUGACCAUUUACAACGUCCAAGAGAGUGACCAGGGAGCGUACACCUGUGAGGCCAUGAACAGCAUCGGCUACCUCUUCGCCAUCCCGGACGCCAUCUUGAUUAUCAUUCCCCCUGAGGGCAUCUGCACAGGGUCAGUCUUCAACAAGGCUGCUGAAGUUCCAGACGAAUGUAUUGACUGCUUCUGCUUUGACAUCACGGACAGGUGCACAGGAAGCAGCUACUAUCGCACCCAGACGUCCUUGGUCUUCAGCAACAAUGAUCCCCGGGGCAUCCUGAUUGGUUCUCGCUCGCGCGUAGAUGGUUCAAUCACCACAGUGGACGAAAGUUUCAUCCAGGUGAAUCCCAGCACGGAGGAGGUGACCGUACUGGAGCUGAACCGCCGACUACCGGCUGGAGACUACUACUGGGUGCUGCCUGGCCAACUUCUCGGCAACAAACUGACCAGCUAUGGUGGCAACUUCCAGUAUCGUAUCCGCUUCACUGUUGACACCGGCGGCGUGCCGAUAGCCGCUGACCUCACGCCGGACAUCAUCCUGGAAGGAAACGGUAUCCAGCUGGCCUACGUCGUGGGCCGGAGCAUGGAGGAGUCACGCUUCAAUGAAGUCAGCGUGCAGCUGGUUGAGGAUGGCUGGAUGAGGGUGGUGGGUGACCAGCAGACGCAGGCUACCAGGGAAGACCUCAUGAUGGUCCUACAGGAUGUGGACACCUUUGUCAUCAGGGCCUCUUACAACACCAACCUCAGAGACACGAGUCUCUCCAAUGUUUACUUGGACGAGGCCCAGCCAGAGAACAAUGGCGGUGAAGAGGCCUUCAUGGUGGAGAAAUGCGAAUGCCCACCGGGAUAUGCUGGCCAGUCCUGCGAGGAAUGUGCCUCUGGCUAUUACCGUGUCCGCAACAACCGCUACCUUGGGACGUGCGAGCCCUGUGAAUGUAACCGCUAUUCAUACCAGUGUGAUCCGGAGACAGGUGUCUGUAUCAACUGUCGGGCCAAUACAGCCGGGGACCAGUGCGACCAGUGUGCCGAGGGUUACUAUGGUGACCCCCUGUCGUCCAUACCCUGCCUGCCCUGCCCUUGCCCACUGACAGUCGACCCCAACCAGUUCUCGCCUACGUGUUACCUGGACAGCGACGGCUUGGUCACCUGCGACAACUGUCCGCCGGGCUACGAUGGGCGCCAGUGCGAGACCUGCUCACCGCAGUACGUGGGCGAGCCACAGAACUUGGGCAGCUCCUGCGUGCCGGAGGGCAAGGAAUGUAACUCAGCGGGCACGGUGGAGCUGAUCGGACCCGAGUGUGCCUGCAAAGACAAUGUGCGUGGAGAGGAAUGCGAUCGUUGCCAGCCGUACACCUUCUACCUCAACGGCGACACUCCAGAUGGCUGCAUUUCAUGCUUCUGCAUGGGGGUAACUCGUGACUGCUCCAGUACCACACAGUACAGAUCACAGGUUUCAGCCGUCUUCACCCAGAACGCCCAGGGCUUCAUCCUGUCCGACAGCCUAGGCACAGCCGUCAUCGAGCAGGGGCUGUCUGCCAACCCGGCAUCCAGGGAGCUCUCCUUCAGCAACUUCAGGCCGUUUGGGUCGCAGACGUUUUACUGGAACCUCCCAAGCCAGUUUACCGGCAACAAGGUGUCCUCCUAUGGUGGCAAUCUUCGCUACACCGUCCUCUUCCAACAUGGCGCCGGAGCCACAUUCUCCAACAACGAGCCAGACAUCCUCCUCAUUGGAAACGGAAUCACGGCGAAGAUUGUCCACCCAGACAGGCCAACGUCCAAUAGCUACAAGACCUACUCUGUUCCGCUGAUCGAGACGUACUGGAGGCGACUGGAUGACCAGCCAAUCCAGAGGGAGUUUCUGAUGAUGCUGCUGGCAGACUUGGACUUGAUUUUAAUUAGAGCGACGUACAGCUCUCCCACAACCUAUGCCGUCAUUAAGGACGUCACCUUGGAUAUUGCGGAACCCAGGAACACUGGGCGUGAGAGGGCUUACGCAGUGGAGCAGUGUAUCUGCCCAAUCGGCUACACUGGGCUGUCCUGUGAGGAUUGCGAUGUUGGUUUCACCCGCACCGGAGGAGGGCUGUACCUGGGUGUCUGUGGUCCAUGCCAGUGCAACGGCCAUGCCACUGACUGUGAUCCAGAGACUGGUGUCUGCAGGGCAUGCCUACACAAUACCUUCGGAGACAGUUGUGACCAGUGUGUGUCUGGUUACUAUGGCAACCCACUGACCGGUACCGCGGACGAUUGCCAGCCCUGCCCGUGCCCGCUGACAGCCACGCCAAACCAGUUCUCCUCAACCUGUUACCUUGACGUCGAUGGUUAUGCAACUUGCGACAACUGCCCUGUUGGCUAUGCAGGAAGAAACUGUGAAAGAUGCGAGCCGCCCUUCUUUGGUGAUCCGACCCGCCCCAGUGGUAGCUGCCAGAGACAAGAUUCCUGUCAGUGUGAUUCUCGUGGCAGUUCAUCUCCAGGCUGUGACGAUUCAGGCCAGUGCGACUGCAAGACCUAUGCUGAAGGCACCCUGUGCAACGUCUGCAGGUAUGGUUACUUCAACCUUGCCACCAGCAAUCCGGACGGUUGCACCAAGUGCUUCUGCAUGGGCGUGGCCGACGGAUGCACCAGUUCCCGUUACUACCGGCAACAGCUGCGAGUCACGUUCCAGUCUCCCUCUGAUCCGCGCAGCAUGGUCCUCCGGAACCGUGCCGGAGAUUCCCUGUACUCAAGUGGCUUCACCAUCAAUGUGCCAACCAAUGAGAUCAUUUUCAGCGGAUUUGACCAACUGCCGAGUCAGGCCUACUUCUGGAGUCUCCCACCAAAAUUCAGAGGCGACCAGGUCACAGCCUAUGGUGGCUUCCUACGAUACACCAUCAGCUACGACGCGGCAGUGGAGGGUCAGCAGUAUGGCGAGAGUGAUGUGGAAAUCUUUGGUAACAACAUCAGGCUCAUCUACUAUGAUCGACCUCUUCGACCUGGCGAGACCCGGACCAAUGCCAUCCAGCUAGUGGAGAGUAACUUCCGACGGCCCGACCAAAAUCCAGCGACGAGGGAGUUUCUCCUGAUGGCACUGGCUGAUGUGGAGUACAUCCUCAUCCGAGCCACCUUCCAUUCCCAGAUGUUGAGCACCAGGAUACGAGACAUCUCCAUGGAUAUCGCCGUUCCGGAGAAUACUGGCCAGUCCCAAGCUUUAUCCGUUGAAGAUUGCCAGUGUCCAGAGGGCUACACCGGCUUGUCAUGCGAGGACUGUGCUGUAGGUUACUCCCGCGUGGACCAGGGCCUGUACCUCGGCAUCUGCGUGCCCUGCCAGUGCAACGGCCACGCCAGUACCUGCAGUCGGGAAACCGGUGUCUGCAUAGAUUGCCUGCACAACACUGUCGGAGAAAACUGUGAGCGGUGUGCGGAUGGUUACUAUGGUGAUGCUACCUCCGGCACGCCCGGCGACUGUCGCCCAUGCGCUUGCCCGCUCAGUGUCCCAUCCAAUCAGUUUUCUCCUACGUGUAUACUGGAUACUGACGGCCGGCCGACUUGCAACGCCUGUAGCAGGGAGUACACCGGUCGCGAUUGUGGACAAUGUGCCCCAGGAUUUGAAGGAAAUCCCAGAAUCGUCGGUGGCAGUUGCACCCCUAUUGGCCAGCAGGAGCAAGCACCGAUCAUCACAAUCACUCCGACAGAGCUGUCCGGUGUCCUGUCUUCUACCAUCUACAUCCGGGUGUAUAUCCAGAACUCAUUCAUCUCGGGCACCUGGAGCCGUGCUGAUGGGAGUCCUCUACCUCCCAAUGCCAUCCAGCUUCCAGACAACUCGUUACAGAUCACCAAUCUUCAGGCCAUCAACAACGGUGUCUACGUAUUUGUAGCCAGGAACCAGUAUGGCAUAUCCAGGGCACAGGUUACCAUCACAGUCGUCGGUCCCAGUAUGCGGGUCAUUAUUGACGACCCGGUUGACCUGGAGGUCGAGGAGGGGUCAACGGUGACUUUCACCUGUCAAGGCAUCAGCCAGGUUGCGUACACACUGGCAUGGACCAGGCAAGGCAGUCCCCUGCCACCCAAUGCCAGGGAUGUAAUGGGGAAACUCACCAUUCCACUGGCGACCGAGGAGGACCAGGGGAUUUACAUCUGUACGGGCUCCAAUAUGCACGACGUGGACCAGGCCUACGCCAGGCUCUCUGUCACAUCAUCAUUCCGACCGCCCAACGUCCGCAUCACGCCGCGUUUCAUCGAGGCAGAGGAGGGCAACGCCAUUGAAUUUACCUGCGUCGCCGACGGCAACCCGCCGCCCACUCUGGAGUGGCGGGGGGGCCGUGGAGGUGUGGUGAACCCCCGAGCAACCUUCGUGGACGGUGUAUUCCGCAUUGACAGCGUGGAGCGGACGGAUGAGGCCGAGUACUUCUGCCAUGCUUCCAACUCGGAGGGGUCCAGCAGUUACCGCGUCGUCCUGUACGUCCGAGCCUCCAAGGUGCCCAAGGUCACCAUUGACCCACUGGAGCAGCAGGAGAUCACCGAGGGCGCCCGGGUGGUCCUCUUCUGCGGGUCCAGCGGCGACCCCCAGCCUGUGGUGACUUGGUCCCGCCCAGGGGGGCUAGCCCUCCCGUCGCAGUCCCGGCAGGAGAACGGCUACCUGAUCAUCCCCAAUAUCCGGUUCGAGGACCAGGGGGUGUACAUCUGUACGGCAGUCAACUCGCUGGGGUCUGGCACGGGCGAGAUUGACAUCCGAGUCAGCCAAGACAACCGACUGCCACCCACUGCUCGCAUCGAGCCGCGGGGAGCCAUCAUCAACCAGGGAAUCACACAGGUCCUGAGGUGCAUCGUCACCGGUAACCCCACCCCUACCAUUACAUGGUCACGUCGAAGUGGACCACUCAGGGUGAACCACGUUGUGUCCAACGACAUGCUCCAGAUUCGAGAUGCUUCCGAGGCGGACGAAGACUACUACACCUGCCGAGCUGAGAAUAGUGCUGGAUACUAUGAAUUCAGCGUGGAGAUCAGGGUCCAGCGGCGCCAGCCACCCAGCCUGCGUAUAUUUCCAUCGUCCAAUGCGGUCGUCAGCCAAGGGGACAGCAUCCAGUUCCAGUGCCAGGCCUCUGGCAUCCCUCAACCCAAUGUGUUCUGGAGCCGCGUCGGUGGCCAGGGCUUCACAGGACAAACUUAUGCCAAUGACAAUGAAGGGACGUUGUUGAUUAUCGGGGCCACACCUAACGAGCAGGGUGCGUACAUUUGCACAGCAAACAACACAGUUGGAACCAUACAGCAAACAGUGACCUUGACUGUUCAUGGAGCGCCCCGCGUGGACAUCAGCCCGGCCAGCCCAGCCCAGUACCGGGUGGGCGACACGAUGGUCCUGGAGUGCGUAGCCUCGGGCCAGCCCCUGCCAUCAGUCCAGUGGAUGAAGAUGGGUACGCAGAGCCUGUACGAGCCCCUGCGGGCCCAGGACUUUGACCUAGCCACAGAGAAUGAGGGCAGCGCGGUGUACACCAUUGACGCCGUGGACAUGACCCACGCUGGAAGCUACAUGUGCCGGGCCGAGAACGCAGUGGGAUUCCACGAACGGGAGAUCCUCAUUGAUGUUGUGGAGGGUGAGCAGCCUCGACCGCCUCGCAUCGAGGUGUCCGUGGAGGAGCUGGAGAGAGUGGAAGGCGAAUCGGCUCGAUUCAGCUGCCGUGCAUCGAAUUUGGCGGACGGGACAUACGCCAUCACCUGGCGUCGUCUGGCCGGCAUGAUGCCCUCCAUGGUGACCGUCGACAACGGCAUCUUGAUCUUCCCCGAGACGCGGGCCGAGUACGCCGGCCAGUACUUCUGCAUCAUCACCACGGGAUUUGGUGUCUUCCAGCAAGUGGUCACCCUCAUCGUGUUGGUUCCACCGAGGCCGACUGUUUCCCCAGCUGGUCAGACAGUCCGAGCUGGCGACAUGAUCCGUAUACAGUGCAUGGCCGAAGGAACCCUGCCUAUGACGUAUGAAUGGCAGAAGGUUGGAGGUCCACUACCCCCGACUGCUUCGGAUGCACGCGGGAUGCUCCAGAUCACCAUGGCAACAGCCGCUGAUGCGGGCGAGUACAUCUGCACGGCCACCAACAGUGCUGGUUCGCGAAGCAUGUCAGCGACGGUGUACGUUCAAGUGCCACCGACGGUCAAUGUCAACCCAGUCCGGGAGACAAGGGCCAUUGGUGGGUUUGUGGAGUUCAUGUGCCAGGCAACCGGUAGCCCGCCACCGGUAAUCCUGUGGGAGAAGGAGGACGGUUUCCUGCCGGUGCAGCACAGCAUUCAGAGUGGGCUCUUGAGUAUCAGGAACCUUCAGCCUGGCGAUGAAGGUCGCUACAUCUGCACAGCCAACAGCACGGCAGGCUCCUCCAAGGCGUACUCCAGACUGGCCCUCCAAGCUGCACCUUCGGUGGAGAUCAGCAUCCACACCACCGUCCAGUUCAUCGCCAUCGGCGAGUCCGUCACCUUCGAGUGCAAGGCCCGGGGCGACCCGGAGCCGGUCAUCCAGUGGAGCCGGGAGAACGGCGAGCUGCCCAUCACAGUCGUCAUCCAAGGGGGCAUGAUGACCAUCCCCCAGGUGCAGCUGCAGGACGCGGGCACCUAUCUGUGCACCGCCACCAACAUCGUGGGCUCACAGACCUCCAAGGUCAUCCUCUACGUGCAAGCCAAGCCGCAAGUCCUGGUCAUCCCCCAGGAGCGCAACGCACCAGUGGGCACCCAGGUGGAGUUCACCUGCAUCGCCUCGGGUUUCCCACCUCCCCAGACCUCCUGGUACAAGCAGAGCGGUGACAUGCCCGGCCGCUACACCAUCCAGAACGGCAAACUGACCAUCGCCUCGGUGACGGAGGACGAUGAAGGGGUGUACAUCUGCAGCUCCACCAACGAGAGGGGCACGUCCGAGUACCCCGUCACCUUGACCGUCGGAGAGUUGAUUCCCUACUUCACCCAGAUGCCCGUGUCUUACAUCUCCUUCCCACCGCUCCAGCGGUCCUACAUGGAGUUUGACCUGACCAUCUCCUUCAAGCCAGAGAGCUCCCAAGGCCUGAUUCUGUACAACGGCCAGACCAUGGAGGGCGACGGCGGCGACUACAUUGCCUUCGGCAUGCGCGACAAUUUGGCCGAGUUCCAGUUUGAGCUGGGCUCGGGCCCGGCCAUACUGACCAGCGUCCAGCCCCUGGCCCUGGGCCAGUGGCACACGGUGCGGCUGUACCGCAGCAAGCGCUUUGGCCUGCUGCAGGUGGACCAGCAGCCCGAGGUGACUGGCAACUCCAGCGGGGCCUUCCUGGGCCUCAACCUGGUGCAGAAGCUCUACCUGGGCGGUGUGCGGGAUUUCGAAUCGCUGCCCCAGGCCGUGCGCUUUGAGAAUGGAUUCAUAGGAUGCAUCAGCCAGUUCAUCAUCAACAGGCAGAAGAUCUACCUGGGCAGCGAGCUGGGUUCCCGGGUCGGGAUCAGGGCCUGCCCGACCUGCGACAUCAACCCUUGCAACAACGGCGGCGUGUGCCAAGAGGCCAGCACAGAGUUUGGCUUCCAGUGUGUCUGCCAGGCCGGCUACACGGGCAUGCAGUGCGAUGCCGUUGAGCGAUGUGUGGACGGCCUGUGCGGCUUGGGCUACUGUGAGGAGAACCCUGGACCGGUUGGCUACCGUUGCAUCUGCCCACCAGGGCGCAGCGGACAGCACUGCGAGAUAGUUAACGACGACAGUGACAUCAACGUUGGUAGCGGCCAGGAUGGAGCACAGGCGGAUAAUGGGGCACCUGUCUAUGAGCCGGCAUUCAUUGGUAACUCCUUCAUCGCUUAUCCGGGUCUGCAGCAGUCAUUGCGGCAGAUCCAGAUUGCGAUGAUGUUUAAGCCGCAGAAUACCGAUGAAGGAAUCCUGAUGUUCAACGGUCAGAAUCCGCGAGGGAAGGGCGACUACAUCGCCUUGAUCAUCAGGAAUGGACGAGUGGUCUUCCAGUAUGAUAGUGGAACAGGCCCAGCCAUCAUCGAGAGUGCCCACAACCUGACCGCCGGCCAGUGGUACUCCCUGGUGGCAGAGCGCAACGGCCGGGAGGGCUCCUUGGUCAUCGACACUGGCGAGGCCGUCAAGGGCCGGUCGCCGGGCAACAGCCGUGGUCUGAACCUGAAGAUGCUGAUGUACGUGGGCGGCGUGGAUGAGAUGUAUGACCUCCCGCCUGACUUGAUCGUCACCAAAGGCUUCCAGGGAUGCAUUGCAGAGAUUGAGAUUGACGGCUCAAGUCUAGGCCUCAUCAACGACGCCAAGGAGAACAUCAAUGUGGAAGAAUGCGGGGAGGAGGAACUCUGCUCACGCAACCAGUGCAAGAACGGAGCCACCUGCACCAGCACACAGGACGAAUAUGUCUGCACGUGCACGGCCGACUACACUGGUCGUCACUGUGACACCGAGGUGGGCCCGUGCCACGUGGACCAGCCUUGCCAGAACGGUGGAAGCUGCGACCCCAUGGGUGGGGACGAAUAUCAGUGCCUGUGCCCCCAGGGCUUCGUUGGGGAUCACUGUGAGAUGGCGGAGACUUUUGACUACAGGGCAAGCUUCACCGGCAACAGCUACCUGAAGCUGCCCCGUAACCUCAUUCCCAGGGAGAGAGGGAGCAGUACUUCCAGGGAGACAAUUAAUUUUGUCUUCUCCACCCUCUCCUCAAACGGCAUCCUCCUAUGGCAAGGAGUGGUGGAGGGCCACAGUGGAAAUAUGCAAGACUUCAUCUCUCUGGGUCUAGACAAUGGAACGCUAGUGUUUGGGUACCAGUUAGGUAGCGGAGAGGCCAGCAUCAGGUCAAAGGUCAAGGUCAGCGAUGGGCUCAAGCACAACGUGACGGCCCACCGGCGGGGCCGUGAGGGGUCACUCAUUGUGGACGGGGAGGAAGUGUCGGGCCACUCGGCUGGUUUCCUGCAGAUGCUGAAUGUCAAGGGUCAUCUGUAUCUAGGUGGAGCGCCGGAUGCCCAAAAACUGACUGGCAAGAAGUACGUCAGCGGCGUGGAGGGCUGCAUCGCCGACCUGCGCAUUAGCAAGGAAGGUUACGCCGGGGUGACCCACGUUAACCUCUGGGACACACUGGUGGAUGCAGUCAACGUCCUGGACUGCCCCAACUGAUGUCACCUUGCCCCUUCGUUCACAGAUUGUCUCUUGCAUUAGCCCUACGCUUUCCUUGUUGCCUUCCUUUGUAAUAGAGGAGAAAGUGUUAGUUUUGAAGUGUGGAAUACAAAGUGAAAUUUGCUUCUUGAAGGGAAUUUUUUUUACCCAGCAUAAGAGGUUUUAGAGUUACAGGAGUUGGGGUCAGAUUUUCUUCAAAAUGAGGACAAGUUAUUUUUUCACACUCAAUGACACCACCUUUCUUUUCUGGAUUCUGAAAAGUAUGUUAGUUUGAUAAAAAGGGUUUUCUGUCAAACAUGUUACAAAAAAGCCAUUUGUCUAUUAAUGCCGCGUUAUCAAUAGCAUGGGCAUCAUGAGGGGAGAAAGAAGGGGGCGCCUUGUCCCUCCCUCCUUCGCCCCACCCCCUUAAAAAAAUGAGGAAAAAAAU
Molecule: messenger RNA, 13158 nt
Organism: Acanthaster planci (crown-of-thorns starfish)
Lineage: Eukaryota; Metazoa; Echinodermata; Asteroidea; Valvatida; Acanthasteridae
Gene: hspg2
Product: heparan sulfate proteoglycan 2
Biological process (GO): homophilic cell-cell adhesion; dendrite self-avoidance; axon guidance
Cellular component (GO): plasma membrane; axon
Molecular function (GO): cell-cell adhesion mediator activity; calcium ion binding
Source: RefSeq, a predicted model, not a curated record